AUGAAUUUAAAUAUUGUUGAUUAUGAUGGACGUACAGCCCUCCAUUUAGCUGCUUCUGAAGGACAAACAGUUAUUUUAAGAUUUCUUUUACAAAUUGCAAAAGUUGACCAAACUAUUCGUGAUCGUUGGGGACGGACAGCUUUGGAUGAUGCUAGAACUUUUCAUCGAACAGCUUGUAUGGCUCUUUUAUUGAAAGCAGCACAGAGGAAACAACAAAAAACACAACAAUCAAAAAAUACUACUAAAGGGUUUAAAUUUUAA
Meloidogyne enterolobii is the source of this 261-nucleotide messenger RNA. Lineage: Eukaryota; Metazoa; Nematoda; Chromadorea; Rhabditida; Meloidogynidae. The record is from the annotation of a GenBank genome assembly.